Molecule: messenger RNA, 6867 nt
Organism: Linepithema humile (Argentine ant)
Lineage: Eukaryota; Metazoa; Arthropoda; Insecta; Hymenoptera; Formicidae
Gene: nompB
Product: intraflagellar transport protein 88-like protein nompB
Biological process (GO): non-motile cilium assembly; intraciliary transport
Cellular component (GO): ciliary basal body; centriole; ciliary base
Molecular function (GO): kinesin binding
Source: RefSeq, a predicted model, not a curated record
GUAUUAUUCGGUUCUUGUUAUUAUUCUGAGUAUAAAAAUAUCAAAAAAAUUAUUAAAAUCAUUAAACAUAUGAUUCAAAUACUGUGAAUGUUCUUUUCACAAAUAAUAGACGUAGUACGGAUACGAACCAAAAAAACGGUAUGAUACCGACAGUCUUGAAAAAUCGAUGCGGCUACGUAGUUUUACGGAUGUGAUGGCACUACGUAUCAAUGUGUUUGCAGAAAUGGUGGAACCCUUGCAGAAGUCAUUACAUCGCCGGUGUAUUUGUUUUUGCCCUUUCCUCUGUUUUUACGUUUUAUAAUUUGUAUCAUAUUCCUUUCGAAAAGACAGUUUUAUUUAAUCUACAUUGAUCUAUAUCAUUCAAGACUGUACACAUAAGCUAACAAUUUAACAUAUGAUUAGAUGUGUGUAUUGUAAGAAGACUGUGAAACAAGUAUACUGUGAAUCGUAGAGGUAUAAAUCAUGGCUGCAGCAGAAAUUGAGGAUGACAUUUACAUGGGAUAUGACGAUUAUCCAUCUGUGUAUAAGGAUCUCGAGCAGGAUGAAUUGUUCCAGGAAGUUAUUAAAACAAGUUAUGGAAAAAGAUCAAUAUUUACUCCAAGGACACCAGGUACUGCAAUGCGUCUUGGAACAUCGAGCAGAUUUCAAAGAAGCGGUACCACUACUUCAAUGCAACCUAUGACAGCUGGAGUUAGACCUAUGACAGCAGUGAGAAGUGCUGGAUAUACCAGCAAUAAACAAACUUUUGAUCCUCUUAACUUGGGAAGUAGCACUAAGACUUCCGCAUCUCUAUUGGAAGCUAACAAAGAAGACACACCAGAAGAAAAAAUAAAAGCAAGAGAAAAGAAAAUAAUGGCCUUAAUAGAAAGUUCUGCGGAGGCAGCUUCAGAAAACAAUGUGAGAAUCGCAUUAGAACGCGCACGAGAAGCUUCUUCAAGGGAGAAGGCUCUUAUACGAUUGCAAGAACAAGCCGGUCUCAGUGAUAAUCACAAUAUAGACUUGACGUUUGCUGUGCUAUUCAAUUUGGCAGUUCAAUAUACAAAUAACGAAAUGUAUACAGAGGCCAUAGCGACUUAUCAGGCUAUAACAAGGAACAGAAUGUUUAGCAAUAGUGCCAGGCUCAAAGUUAAUAUGGGUAAUAUUUACGUGAAAAUGGGUCAACUUUCUCAAGCUAUUAAAAUGUAUAGAAUGGCAUUUGAUCAAGCUCCGACAGUCCAUAAGGAUUUAAGAAUAAAGAUUAUGCAUAACAUGGGAAUGUUAUUUGUACAAAUGGGUCGGUUAGAAGAGGCAGCUAAUAGCUUUGAAUGGGUGAUGAGAGAGAGAUCUGAGUUUAAAGCGGGUUUGCAUGCCGUUUUGUGUCAUUUUGCGUUAUCUCAUCGCGAUAAGAUGAAAAGAGCUUUCUUAGAAUUACUAGAAGUACAACUUAAUAUAGAGCAGGAGGACAAGUAUAGUAUAAAUCCAGAUGAUGAUGCAUCGAAUAUAUUAAAUGAACUUAUAAAGAAUGACGAUUUGUCCAAGUUGGAAAAAGAAAUAAAGCUGGAAGCUGAGAAAACUAUACUUUGCGCAGCAAAGCUUAUAGCACCUGUUAUAGAAGACUCACUUACAUCUGGGUUUGCCUGGUGUGUUGAUACUAUUAAGUCCUCGACUUACAGUAUCUUAGCUGCCGAUUUGGAAAUAAAUAAAGCAAUGGUAUUUCUGCAUAAUCGGGAAACACAACUGGCCAUAGACACAUUAAAGAUGUUUGAAAAUCGCGACAGUAAAGCUAACAGUGCAGCAGCAACCAUGCUUUCGUUUAUUUACUAUCUUCAAGGAGAUUAUGAUCAAGCAGAAAAAUAUGCUGAAGCAGCUCGUACUUCCGAUGCUUACAAUGCGGCAGCCUACGUUAAUUUAUCCGCUUGCGCAAUGAAAAAGGAUGAAUGGAACAUUGCUAGGGAACUGCUGCUAUAUGCAUUAGAAACGGAUGCCAGUCAUGUGCAAGCUUUAUACAAUUUAGGCUUAGUUUAUAAAAAGCAGAAUCUGUACGAAGAAGCCUUGGAGUGUUUUUGGAAAGUUCGGAAUAUCGUUAGACAUGAUCCGCAAACACUAUACCAGCUUGGUCAUCUAUAUCAGUUGAUGAAUGAUGUCGAUCAAGCAUCUGAAUGGUAUAAUCAGUUGUUGGGUAUCAUAUCAUCUGAUCCAGGAGUUUUACAAAAAAUGGGGGAGAUGUAUGACUCAAUAGGAGAUCAGCAGCAGGCGUUCCAAUUUUAUAGCGAUUCUCACAGAUUCUAUCCUGCCAAUUUUGAAGUAAUAGAUUGGAUUGGCUCUUAUUUCAUAUCGAUGCAGGUUGCUGAAAAGGCGUUGCCUUAUUUUGAAAAAGCGGUAGAACUUGUACCAGACGAACCAAGAUGGAGAUUACUAGUAGCUGCGUGUUUAAGACGCACAGGGCAAUUUCAUAAAGCACUCGCAGAGUAUCAAGAUAUCCACAAUAAGUUUCCGGAUAAUAUAGAAUGCCUAAAGUUUUUGAUCAGACUUUGCAGUGAUCUGGGUUUGAAAGAAGCGCAGAUGUAUACUGCUGAAUUGAAAAAGGCCGAAAAAGCUAAAGAACUGAAAGAAAGACAAGGUUCAGCAAGGCCAGGUACAACAGGAUCUAGGAAGAGUAACAGUGGAACAUCAUCACGGGCUGGAUCAGGGCUGAGUGUGUCAGAUCGUAGACCAAGUCCGGAUCGACGACCAAUUUCAGGCCGAAAUGAUUAUCAAGGCACGAGUUACGCAGACCCUAUAGGACCUCUCCCUACUCGCCCUAUGACAGCUGCUGGAAAACGAGAUGACGAUUUUGGCGACGAGGAGCUCGGAGAUGAUCUCCUGCCCGAGUAAUAAUAUCGCAUAGAUUUAUAUUUUUUCAUGAGAUUAUAUAAUCGGAAACUGUAAGUAGAUUAGAUUUUAAUUGGAAGUAGUAUGUAAAUUAUAUUGCAACGACACACACGAAUAAGUUUUAUGAUCAUUUUUUUAAGCCACUUAUUACGAAAGAGUAAGAAUAUUUUCAAAAUUGGAAAGUCGUAAGUUUUAAAAAUUUGCAUAUUAUAUUAAUUAUGUUAUUAUUUUAUUCGCAUAAAAGCUGUUUAGAAUGUGUGAUUUCUUUAAUAAUAGUUUAUGAUGACUAAUUUGUAUAAUAUUAUAUAGUUAUAUGUUUAAUUAUUUGAUUUAGUGCCACGUGACAUUUUUGUCACGUUAAUGUUAUCGUGGUUCACAUUAAUUACACAUUGUGUAUCACAGUUGCAAUAAAGCUUGUUUCACACGUAAAAAGAUUAUCCGUCCAAAUCUAUGACGUACGUUAUGUGUAUUCGUAUAUUUUUAUUAAUUCUUUAAAGAUAAAGAAUAAGCUGAAUUCUUUAAAGAUAAAGAAUGAGGCUAGGUCAACGGAUCAAAUGUUUUCUACUGUAUUUUCAGACGAUCAGAAUCAUGCGAUCAUGUUUGACAUCUCUUAUUGACCUUACGUCAAUGGCCCCGAAAUCAAGGAAUCCUUUUAUCGCAUAUUGCGUAUUAAAAAAUUAAAGAAUUCUGUCAUACAGAUACAUUACGUUGCCAAAUAUUAUUUCUUUCCAACUCUGCAAAUUCACGGUAAUAAUAUUUCUGAUAAAAAUUUCAUUGAGCGGGAAUUAAUUUUUUAGAGCUAGAGCGGUGUCUAACGUAGCGAAGCUUUAAUCGCAGGCUUUAAAUCGCAAUCGAGCUCAAAUUUUGGUAUUAUAGAUAUGAAAAAAUAUUUACAUAUAAUUCUGAAAGAACGAUGACUGGUACGCAAAGCUCCUUACACACUGUUUUUAUUUAAAUUCCAAUUGAAAUUAAAUGAAUCAAUUUAUUCCUUGUUUUCCACGAUUGUAUUGACGCUGCCGAAUACUUUUGCGUUUCUUGAAAAAUUGGUUAGCGAAUCUACGAAAAUAUGCACGUAAUAAACAAAUGCAUUUAUCAGAAUUUCGAUUGUUCCGAGUUAUUGACCGAGUAUUACAAAAGAUUCUAAUCCCCCGAAAAUUCUGUGAUUAUCAAAUGGAUCCAGUGAGCCCGGUAAUAAUCGGAGUAUUUAAUUUUGACGCGGCUGAUAAUCGUCGAUAAUAACGCAAUGAGUGUGCAUUCUAGCUUGUCGUAAUUUCACCAUUUUGAAUGCAAACACAAGGCAUAAAAAUGCAAAGUUCUACACUGCCUAGAAAAUCAUAAUUACAUGGACAUAGUUAACAGAACAACUGCAAACACAUACCUGACGAUAAUUAUGCAUCAAUGACGUUUUCGUUGCACUCGAGCGAGAAAAUAACGACAUGGAACGUAACAAGAGGAUUUCAAUCGAUGCCGGGUACACAACGCACACACAUACACUCACACACAAGCGGAUUGUCGGUACUGAAAUCACGAUAUUAGUUCAUAAAAGCGACUGUACACGGAUACGACAUCAAAACGAAUACUUUAUGACGCAUAAACGGUAAUUAUUCGCGCACAAGAUUUAAACAGUAAUAAUCGCGAAAAAUGUGGACGAUUCGAACACGACUCUGCGAGUCGUUGCGAGGCGUUCCGUGACUGAUUGGAAUGUGACGUUUGCCGAAAUGAACGAUUGCGAUUCUCGAAACAGUUAACACAGCGAACCAAUCACGUCGCAGUAAUAAGAUCUAAUCGAUUUCGUGAGGUAUGCAUACUUCACAAUAUUUGAUACAAAUAUAUACGUUUGGUUUUCAGAAAAAAAUGAUUCUGAUCCGAGCACAAUACAAUUAAUAUCAUAUCGUCUUUAAUUAUAUCUAAUGUUUGAUUUGACCUUACAAUGUGCGAUCCAAUCCAAUCGAACGUAUUUAGAGAUGUAAGAUUGGUCUUCGCUAAAGAGGAAUGAUUUACGGAGCCGUUAGGGUCGGGCAAUUGCAACGAUCUAAAUUUAUACACAUCGGCCGUUUUAAUCAAACUCCAUUCAGCUUAUGUAGUCUGCACAGACGGAUGUUACUUUAUUGCUUCUAUAUAUAUAUGUAUAUAUACUUAUACGCGUCUAAACGCAGCAGCGUCUCACACGCAUUUUCAUACGGUUUGAUCGCGCUUUACGUAACUCUUACAAUUUUAUCAGGUAGACUUGUAAAAAUUUAUAAGACUAAUCGUUUAUGUACUGAGCCGAGUACGCGUUUCUUUGUUUUACAUGUGCGAAUAAUUUUACAUAAUUACUUUUUAUAAAAAUAAAAGAAAAAACAUCAAUGACAAUUCAAUUCUGAGUCGUCGCGAUAGUAAUUGAGCGCAUUAUAUUGCCUUCUGCGAUACUUUCGUUAUAUAAUUUAUGAUCCUAUAUUUGAAUGAUUAAAAAAAUUGUGCGAGAAACCGAUCGCGCGUUUCGUUUAAUGUGUUUUGGAAACAAAUAAAUCUAGAAUAUAAUUACGCUUGUGUGUGUGCUAAGAACAGGAAAUUUAUAUUAGAACCUUAUCCUUAAUUUGAUAUUCAGAAUUCUAUACAUUGUUCCAGACAAUGUUUUAAUUUGUUUACGCACUCUUCAGUUCGUAAAUAUUUAUUCGCAGUUAAAUCUUUCUGGAGCAAACAUCGAUUACGAAACGGCAUUAGCAUUUUCCUCAUUGAAGAUAGCGCACGCGGUAAAAAGUCGGAUUCGAAGAUAAGGCAAGCUAACGAAAAACCAAACCGGCAAUAUCCAAGAUUCGUUUGACCGAUGGUCGACCAUGUAUCCUAAUGUAAGCGGCGCAUAUGUCGACGGAUCUACCUGCGCCGCGCCGUACGUAGGUGUGCAUGUGUGCGUGCGUGUGGAUGCGUGGGUUGAGAAUGAAUGGACCGACGUAACUACCGAUAACCACUCAAUGCAUAAACCACGUGCGAUCAUGAACGCAGAGAACAUAUCGUCGACUGUUGACUACUCGAUCGAAUCAAGUACUUUUAAGAUUUUACACUUGAAGCGAUUUAAUCGACCGAAAACCUACUGCGAUGCUACUUGUCAUUUCUCAAGAACCGCAAAAAUUUACGAAUUUAUAUUCGUUUCUUUUUAUAAAACAAAUCCUCUUCGAGGCGGCUCUUUUGUCUUGAUUGACACCCGAGUGUGUGAAUGACAGGAUUUUGUUAUCUGUUCUGGAUUUAUCACACUCAGUGUGAUGCAGAAGUAUUUAUCUUCAUUAAAAUGUAAGUCAAAAGUUUUAUAAUUUUAUAAUUUAUAAGUAUAAGUGAGAAGAAUGUAGCGUCUCAUAAAUGGACUGGAAAUUGAUUCCGAUACAUUUUACAUCUUUUUUUAAAUUUGCGACAGUUUUGUUUAGUGAGAAUCUUAUUUGAUCGUUCACUUUUAAGACUCUAUUCUUCUUCUCACUAGACAAUUAAUGUAACAUCGUGUGACAAGUGGCGGCUUCUGGAUCCAAUCAAUCUUGCUUGUCCAAAUAAGAGUUAAUGUUUGAAUUUAUCUUGAAUCGCAAGCACGUGCUACCGCUCGCAUUACGUUCAGUCAACGGCCGAGACUCGUUAUAGUACAUAUACGUCAAUUGAAUUAAGCUUCCUUGAAACAAGCGUAUUCCUCGACUAGUUCAUAAUCAGUUUUUCCUUUUAUUUUUUAAUUAUAAACUAUUCAAAUAAUUGUCAGAAUACACAUAAUCUUACAAAAUCUGAUUUUCUUCACUUUCAAAUAAAAAAAAAUUGGCUGGAUUUCAAUCUUGAAACUUUAGAAUUUUAAUUCAACUGGCUGCAUAACAGGAUGUGCAAUGUGUAAAAAAAUCUAGAGGCUACAAAGAAAGAUAUUUACAAAUAUUUACAAAAUUUCAGUUUGGCUCUAAAUUUAGCAACAAACAUGAGUUCAAAGUGAGUUCGACGGCACAAUAACAAACCGCUUGUAUACAACCGCUUGCGUGAUCGUAAAACGCGGCCUUCUGCUACGGGCAGACGUCA